Molecule: messenger RNA, 753 nt
Organism: Mauremys mutica (yellowpond turtle)
Lineage: Eukaryota; Metazoa; Chordata; Testudines; Geoemydidae
Gene: CMTM8
Product: CKLF like MARVEL transmembrane domain containing 8
Exons: 4
Coding region: 204-740 (178 amino acids)
Biological process (GO): myelination
Cellular component (GO): membrane
Molecular function (GO): structural constituent of myelin sheath
Source: RefSeq, a predicted model, not a curated record
CCCCGCCCCGCCCGGCAGGGGGCUGCGGUGCCCCGGGGCCGGGGGCCGCGCCGGGCUGGCAGCCGCACAAAGCCGCGCUCGCUCUGCGCUCACGUGCCCGCCGCCGCCCCGCUCCCGGCGCCCCUAGGCCGGGCCGAGCCCUGCGCACCCCGGGCUUGCACCGCGCGCCGCAGCCUGCCCAGCCCGGGUCCCGGCGGCUGAGGAUGGAGCAACCGCCUCAGCAGCGCCCUGGCGCCCACACGGUCACCACCACCAGCAGCUCCUUCACCGCCAGCUUCUCCCCGGCCGGCGCCAGCACCAGCACCCUCGCCUACGACAGGGAGUUCCUGCGAACCGCGCCCGGCGUCCUCAUGCUGGCCGAGAUCGUGCUAGGGCUGCUGGUAUGGACACUGAUCGCUGGAACAGAGUAUUUCCUGUAUCCUGCCUUCGGCUGGGUGAUGUUUGUAGCCGUAUUUUACUGGGUUCUUACGGUCUUCUUUUUAAUCAUCUACAUGACAAUGACCUACACUAGGAUUCCCCAGGUGCCAUGGACCACGAUGGGUCUGUGCUUUAAUGGAAGUGCCUUUAUUUUGUACCUCAUUGCUGCCAUUGUAGAUGCAUCUUCAGUUACCAAUGAGCAGAACAGCCACAAUUACAACAGCUGGGCAGCUUCUUCAUUCUUCGCCUUUGUGGUUACCUUCUGCUAUGCAGGAAAUGCCUAUUUUAGUUUUAUAUCUUGGAGAUCACGGACCUCACAGUAAAUAUUUUGUUUAA